GAUUUGGCUAAUGCGAUAUGAUCCGAGCUGACCGCGAAGACCAAAACCCUCUCACCGGUGUACAAAACCCUAGCAACGUUGUCGCCUACAAUCAUCGAAGCUCGCCAGUGGGAAAAAUGAUCACGGCGAAGCGCUUCGUCCGACUACUCUUUCUUUGGUCGGCCGCGGCGACCAAGAUGAGAUUCUGUGCGGCGGCCGCUGCGACAUCUUCGCCGGCCGACGCGGCUGUAGUUAUGGCGGUCGGGACUAAAGAAAAGAAGAAUCCAAGCGUACUGUACCGCCGUCUGUCGGCUUUGGGGAGAGCUCCCCAGGGGCGUGUGACGAGGACGCUGGACAAGUGGGUGAAUGAAGGGAGGUCUGUGUGCGCGGAUGAGCUGAUUAGGUACGUUAAGGUACUCCGCAGGUACCAGCGCCACGCGCACGCCCUUGAGCUUAUGGAAUGGAUGGAAAACAACAAAAAUACAAAAAUGACUCACGUCAGUCAUGCAAUGCGCCUAGGCCUCAUUGCUAAAGUCAGGGGUAUCGAAGCAGCAGAGAAAUACUUUUCCGACUUGCCUGAACCAUUGAAAAAUGAGCACACAUUUGGAGCCCUUUUGAGUAGUUAUUGCUCAGAGAAAAAUAAGAAUGUUGAUAAAUCUUUUUCUCUUUACAAUGAAAUGAAGAACCGGAACAUAGCCUUGAAUACUCAGGUCCAUUUCAACUUAAUGUCCCUUUAUAUGAGGUUGGGCCAGCAUGAGAAGGUUCUCACCCAGUACCAAGAGAUGAAGUCAGAUAACAUAGUUCCAGAUUCGAUUACAUGCUCCAUCCUGAUGAACUGCUAUGCUUCAUUGAAUGACAUUGAAUCAGUAGAAAGAGUAAUUAAAGAAGCUGAAGAGGAUGACAAAGUCACACUACUUUGGUCUGCAUACAGUAGCUUGGCUGCCAUUUAUUGUUCAGCUGGUCUACCCACAAAAGCUGAGAAUGCUCUCAAGAAGCUUGAAACACUUAUAUAUGCCCGAGAUCAUAAGCCUUAUCAUUACUUGAUCAGUUUAUAUGCAAAGAUUAACAAUGUAGAAGAGGUGAAAAGAAUAUGGAAGUCCCUCAAGACUAUCUUUCCAAAACCUUCCAACUUGAGCUAUCUCAACAUGCUUCAGGCCCUUGAUAAACUUGAUGAUUUAAGUGGGCAACAAGAUUUGUAUGAAGAAUGGCAAUCUGUUUGCACACUCUUUGAUGUAAGGUUGGCAAACUCGUUGAUUGGUUCAUAUUUGAGAAAAGAUAUGAUUCAACAAGCUCAGUCCCUUUGGGAGAAAUCUUCAAAAAGGGGUGCCAUUCCAAAUUUCAAAACAUGUUUUAUGUUUUUAGACCACUUCUUGCAGAAGAAUGAUAUGAACUCUGCUCUUGUGUGGUUAGAAACUGCAGCUUCAUCUUCGAGUGGGAAACAGGAUAGGUGGAAGUUAAGUCAAGAUCAAGUCGACACUUUUCUGAAAGCCUUUGAAGACGCAAACGAUGUUGAAGGGGCAGAGAGGUUUUGCGAGUGUUUGAGGAGGCUCGGACAUCUUGAUUUAAAUGCAUAUGAAAAGCUCCUUCAAACGUAUUUGGCAGCCAAUUUGAAGAACCCUAAGCUUCGCCAAAGGAUUAAAGAUGAUAAGAUUAAACUGAACUCCCAAACUAACAAAUUGCUUGAAAUGGUUUGUGGAGAUAAUGAAUAAUCUUUUUCAUCAUAUGUAAUUUCCAUUUGGAUGAGAUUUAGUCGAAAAGAGUGUCUGUUUGAUUGGUGACUGGAAUCAGCACAUGUCACCAAUUUCAAUAGAUGAAUUUGAGAUGAGGGCAUGCUGAUCAGUUCAUGACUUUUCCUGAUUUUGUAUUGUUGAGGUGACUCUCACUUCAUAAAACUAGUGUUGUCUGAUACUUGAGCUUCUUUUUAUGCUCAUGGUUUGUUAAUUAAAGGAAAAUUGGGCAAAGCAUUGGAUUA
Molecule: messenger RNA, 1951 nt
Organism: Zingiber officinale
Lineage: Eukaryota; Viridiplantae; Streptophyta; Magnoliopsida; Zingiberales; Zingiberaceae
Product: pentatricopeptide repeat-containing protein At1g60770-like
Exons: 2
Coding region: 18-1688 (556 amino acids)
Cellular component (GO): mitochondrion
Molecular function (GO): protein binding
Source: RefSeq, a predicted model, not a curated record